AGAUUUUCUCCAGCGUGGGUUACAUCCUCCGUUCCGCUGCCCUGAUAUGAGUCCGUCUCCCACCGUCCCAACCUCAGUGGAAUAUGUCAGAGCUGCAGAUGUCAAAGUCAUCGCUGCACUGGGAGACUCUUUAACUACAGCUAUCGGGGCCAUUGGUUCUACGAUCUUAUCAAUACCUUUUGAAUUUCGCCAAGUGUCUUGGAGCAUUGGAGGAUAUGGAACUUAUCAAAAUGUCAUCACACUGGCAAGUAAGUUAGUUUAUAGCAAGAAGAUUAGCAGGAAUAAUCUCAUUACAAUUUGUAAAGCCAAAAGAACUCAGCUAUCUGGGUCAGCAAGUUAGAUUAGCCCGGCCUAGGAUAGUUAGAUAACUAUCUAAUGAAUGAAUGAAUAUCCAUUUUUUUUUUUUAAAUGAUGCAACAUCUGUGAUUCUUUGGCUGAGAUUGAGAUUGUUUCUGACUCCAAGAAGAUGUUUGCAAAACUAAAACUAAAGGCCCAUUAUUCCAGGAUGACUUGGCUUGUUGUGCCAUAACAAUCAGUGUCUUUAUGAAAAAAAGAAAAUGGUUUGGUAAAUGUUGGAGGUAUCAGUUGAGGAAAUCACAUCUCGUGUGGUCCAGAUAUUUUCAAACUCUUCAAUCCCAAACUGCUGGGUCCAUCCCCGGUGAGGACCUUCCACGGUCAGCCAGCCACGGUCAACGAGACCGGCUUCAACUUCGCCGUCACCAGCCACAACACGCUGAAAGACUCCGCUGGACACUCACACACAACAGCUUAGAUUAUUCUCGGACUCAAUUUGAAACAUCUCAGAUCAGAUCAGAAACAUGAUAGACACAUUCAAGUCUUAUCCAGGUCUGAACUUCGAAGAGGACUGGAAGGUGGUGACAAUGCUGAUUGGCAUGAACGACAUUUGCGAUUACUGCAAAGACAAAACUCUGUUCUCCCCUGACAGCUUCAUUCACUACAUGACAGAAGCUCUGGACAUGAUGAUGAAGGAGAUCCCCAGGACAAUGGUGAACGUGGUGCAGAUUCUUCCCAUGAGACCUCUCAGAGAAGUUCAGAGACCGACUCCAGGCUGUCAGCUUCAAAAGAGGUUCUGCUCGUGCCUCGUCCAGCCGGAAGAAAACUCCACCGAGCUGAAGGAGCUGGUUGAGAUUAACGCUCAGUUCCAGAGGAGACUAGAGAGGCUUCUGCACGGUGAGCGUUUCUUCAAAAAGGACUUUGCUGUUGUUCUGCAACCUUAUUUAGAGAAUGCAGGUGCUCCAAGACUUCCUGACGGGACGAUUGACUUGAGCUUCUUCACAGCAGAUUGUUUCCACUUCACUGUUAAGGGACAUGAGGAGCUGGCAAAGGGACUGUGGAACAAUGUUCCAGCCUGUCGGAGGGAAAGAAACAAUAAAGACAUUUUCAGAGCCAAUACAACUCAUCUGCCCAGCAAAGGAGCAUCCUUACAUCUACACCAGGCCCCGAGUUGAGUCGUCUGCACCAACGCUGAACCAUUUCUCCAUGACGCUCAUGUCUCUGCUCUUAAUGUAUUUAAUUUAAUUAUGUGUAGUUUAACAGGCAGAGCAAGGCACUAACACUGCCUGGAUAGACUGGAACCACCGCUCCUAAAAACAUAGACUCGGGAAACUCAUUUUAACUAACAAUGUAAUAUCCCCAUGAAACUCCCCCAGUUGAUUACUUACAUUAGGACAAUUCUUUUUUGCAUUACAAGUUUUCUCAAAUUUUAUGCAAA
Perca fluviatilis (European perch) is the source of this 1732-nucleotide messenger RNA. Its product is annotated as phospholipase B1, membrane-associated-like. Gene Ontology annotation, molecular function: A2-type glycerophospholipase activity; retinyl-palmitate esterase activity; phosphatidylcholine lysophospholipase A1 activity. Bases 819 to 1469 code for a protein of 216 amino acids. NCBI's taxonomy places the organism in Eukaryota, Metazoa, Chordata, Actinopteri, Perciformes, Percidae. The transcript is spliced from 13 exons. The record is from RefSeq and is a predicted model, not a curated record. Gene Ontology annotation, cellular component: brush border membrane. Gene Ontology annotation, biological process: phospholipid metabolic process.